AUGGGCAUGCUCACUGUGCGCGUGUACUACCUCCUGUUGCUCGAGGACAUGAUCGCGGACAACAUCGCCCUCAAGGAGUCGCGGACUACCUCGCGAGCAUACCGCUUUGCAACGGCCUUGCUAACGCGUUGCCGCGGACCACCGGCCACUGCGAACCCGAGCACGGACCCAAGCGGUGUGACCUCCGGUGCACCGGCUCAGGACGAGAGCGAGCCCGUUCAGCAAACGCUCGACAUGGACGGUGAUGAGCCGAUGCGACCCGUCGAAGAGCCUCCCGGUCAGUCACCUCGGAACCUCAGCCGCACGCGAGCACUUCCGGCAGUACCCGUGGACCGUCUCUUCCGCCGGUACCCCAGCCUCGCGGUCGCGGUGGACCUGGAAAUCGUCGUGCUCGUGGUCAACCACGGCCUCGCGGUCAGCAAGGGCGUGGCAGUCAACCGCCCGAUACGAGCGACGACGCUAUCAUCCAGGGUGGCCUCCCUGCAACCACGCAGCACUUGUACUGUGUACUCAUCAAUAUCCUCGUUUACAACAUUGAGAGGUCGAGGCACGAGGAUGACCAAGAGCAAGCGAGCGCACGACGAAUUCAUGAACAAAGAAGGGCGCGAGCCCCAGACACUGCCAUUGGCAAGACAAGGGAAUACAUCCCAGAGAGCGCGAGUACGGGAUAGGCCAGGACAUUUCUGCUGUUUCCAAAACGAUAGGCCCCUCAUCAAAAAUGCGUACACGGGCGGAGAGCGUCGGAUCUUGCCUUCAAGGUGA
Fomitopsis serialis is the source of this 762-nucleotide messenger RNA. RefSeq lists its product as uncharacterized. The transcript has 7 exons. The record is from RefSeq and is a predicted model, not a curated record. NCBI's taxonomy places the organism in Eukaryota, Fungi, Basidiomycota, Agaricomycetes, Polyporales, Fomitopsidaceae. The coding region runs from base 1 to 762 and encodes 253 amino acids.